Molecule: messenger RNA, 2649 nt
Organism: Ailuropoda melanoleuca (giant panda)
Lineage: Eukaryota; Metazoa; Chordata; Mammalia; Carnivora; Ursidae
Gene: SLC27A3
Product: solute carrier family 27 member 3
Exons: 10
Coding region: 539-2515 (658 amino acids)
Biological process (GO): long-chain fatty acid metabolic process
Cellular component (GO): endoplasmic reticulum membrane; plasma membrane; mitochondrion
Molecular function (GO): long-chain fatty acid-CoA ligase activity
Source: RefSeq, a predicted model, not a curated record
UUAUUGUGCCCUUGCCCAGAGGGAGGGGCCUCCGCUUUCGCCCCUCCAGAACUCUGGCUGGCUGGGUCCCCACCCAUCCCCUGGGGCUGCUGCUGCCGUUGGGGGGGAGGGGCACGGGUCUGGCAAUCGGGCCGGGACUUGCAGCGCCAAACAGGCGAGGGGCCGAGUUCUCCGGCCAGUUUUGGGGGAGAGCAGUGGCAUCUUCAGGCCGGGACGUCACAGUUCAGCCAGAUGCCAGAAGCGACCUUGGGGAGAAAAACCUGAACCGGGACCUGGGAGGGUGUGGGCCGUCAGCUGUCUGGGAAGGAGCCCGCACAGGGCGGAGCCCGGCUACAGGGAGGGCCGAGAGUGCGGGGCCGCCCCCCACGCACUCCCGGCCUCGGCUCCCAGCCCGUGGAGAACGGGGUGGGGAGAGCUGGGUGGGAAGGGGCGUGCGCUAGCGCACGCGCUCUCCCGGGAGGGAGAGGUCUCCGAGCACAAGCGAGCGGCCCCAGUUUUCGGAAGGGAGCCUCUGGGCCGAGCCAAGGACCAGGGCACCAUGGCCGCCCUCCUGCUGCUGCCCCUGCUGCCGCUGCUGCUUCUGCCGCUGCUGCUACUGCUUCGGAAACUGCACCUCUGGCCGGGGCUGCGCUGGCUCGCCGCGGACUUGGCCUUCGCGGUGCGCGCCCUACGCUGCAAACGGGCUCUUCGAGCGCGCGCCCUGGCCGCGGCCGCCGCCGACCCGAGGGGCCCCGAGGGGGGCUGCAGCCUGGCCUGGCGCCUCGCGCAACUGGCCCGGCAGCGCCCUGCACACAUCUUCCUCAUUCACGGCGCGCGACGCUUCAGCUACGCGGAGGCCGAGCGCGAGAGCAACCGGGCUGCGCGCGCUUUUUUGCGCGCGCGGGGCUGGUACGCGGGGCCCGGCGGCGCAGAGGACGAGCGGGCCACGGGAGUUGCAGGCGCCGCGGCCCCUCUGGAACCCGGGGCCACCGUGGCGCUGCUCCUGCCCGCCUGCCCGGAGUUCCUGUGGCUCUGGUUCGGGCUAGCCAAGGCCGGCCUGCGCGCAGCCUUUGUGCCCGCCGCCCUGCGCCGGGGACCCCUCCUGCACUGCCUCCGCAGCUGCGGCGCGCGCGCGCUGGUGCUGGCGCCAGAGUUCCUGGAGUCCCUGGAGCCUGACCUGCCAGCCCUGAGAGCCUUGGGGCUCCGUCUGUGGGCCGCAGGCCCUGAAACCCAUCCUGCUGGAAUCAGCGAUUUGCUGGCCGAGGCCUCCGCUGAAGUGGAUGAACCAGUGCCUGGGUACCUGUCCGCCCCCCAGAGCAUAAUGGACACGUGCCUGUAUAUCUUCACUUCUGGCACCACGGGCCUCCCCAAGGCUGCUCGGAUCAGUCAUCUGAAGAUUCUGCAGUGCCAGGCGUUCUAUGAGCUGUGUGGUGCCCACCAAGAGGAUGUGAUCUACCUUGCCCUCCCACUCUACCACAUGUCCGGCUCCCUGUUGGGCGUUGUGGGCUGUCUAGGCAUUGGGGCUACAGUGGUGCUGAAGUCCAAGUUCUCGGCUGGUCAGUUCUGGGAGGACUGCCAGCAGCACAGGGUGACGGUGUUCCAGUACAUCGGGGAAUUAUGCCGAUACCUUGUCAACCAGCCCCCGAGCAAGGCAGAACAUGGACACAAGGUCCGGCUGGCGGUGGGUAGUGGGCUGCGUCCAGACACCUGGGAGCGUUUUGUGCGGCGCUUUGGGCCCCUGCAGGUGUUAGAGACCUACGGACUAACAGAGGGCAACGUUGCCACUUUCAACUACACAGGACAGCUGGGUGCUGUGGGACGUGCUUCCUGGCUUUACAAGCAUGUCUUCCCCUUCUCUUUGAUUCGCUAUGAUGUCACCACAGGGCAGCCGAUUAGGGACACCCAGGGGCACUGUGUGGCCACAUGUCCAGGUGAGCCAGGGCUGCUGGUGGCCCCAGUAAGCCAGCAGUCCCCGUUCCUGGGCUACGCUGGGGGGCCAGAGCUGGGCCGGGGAAAGCUGCUGAAGAAUGUCUUCCGGCCUGGGGAUGUUUUCUUCAACACUGGGGACCUUCUGGUCUGCGAUGACCAGGGCUUUCUCCGCUUCCACGAUCGUACCGGAGACACAUUCAGGUGGAAAGGGGAGAACGUGGCCACAACGGAGGUGGCAGAGGCUUUGGAGUCCCUGGAUUUUCUUCAGGAGGUGAACGUGUACGGAGUCACCGUGCCAGGGCACGAGGGCCGAGCUGGAAUGGCAGCCCUGGUUCUGCGUGCCCCCCACUCUUUGGACCUUGUGCGGCUCUACGCCCAUGUUUCUGAGAACUUGCCGCCGUAUGCCUGGCCUCGAUUCCUAAGGCUCCAGGAGUCUCUGGCCACCACAGAGACCUUCAAGCAGCAGAAGGUGCGGAUGGCAAAGGAGGGCUUUGACCCGAGUGCACUGUCUGACCCCCUCUACGUUCUGGACCAGGCUGGGGGUGCCUACCUGCCCCUCACAGCUGCCCGGUACAGUGCCCUCCUGGCUGGGGACCUUCGCAUCUGAGAGCCCCGCGUGCUCAGGUGCCGAGGGAGCAACUUUGUGGGUUGGGGCCACGGCACGCGCACCGGGGGCUGUCGGGACCUUUUUUAUAUCAGAUUUGGAAUCAUUGUUUUUUAAUAAACGGGGCCAGAGCUAGU